Molecule: messenger RNA, 5725 nt
Organism: Lates calcarifer (barramundi perch)
Lineage: Eukaryota; Metazoa; Chordata; Actinopteri; Centropomidae
Product: sodium-dependent neutral amino acid transporter B(0)AT2-like
Biological process (GO): sodium ion transmembrane transport
Cellular component (GO): membrane
Source: RefSeq, a predicted model, not a curated record
UCCAGGCGCGGAGAUUAUUAGUAUAGUUUACGGGUCGGUAGCCGAGUGCCAGUGGACUGAGUGUUUUAUUUGCCUACAAAACAGGCAUACGUGGCAGACAGCGUGUGUGUGUAUGCGUGACCGGAGUAAUGUUACUCUGCCACGAGACUGGAGAGAGUAGAAAAACCCGCGGGGCUGAUAUAUGUAAAGUAGUAAUUUGCAGACUGGGAACAUUUGCUGUUGUUAUCGUGUUUCUUAAAGAACAUGAGGUUAUUUCAUUUGGCAAGGAAAAAUCAUGAUUGAUGACAGACAGACUAUUGCAUCAUCUUUGAUUUCUUUAUUUUUUGCAUGAACUAAAACGUGGAAUGUGGAACUGUGAGACAUUCAGUGGCAGGAAAGAAAAGUGUUAUCUGCCACGUGUUGUGCUGACAAUCAACUCAAGAUCAGAGCGGAUGAACCAUCGCAACUUCUCUUCAUCCACUCUGGUAACACUGCGAUUUAAAGUUAUUUCCUUUAAAUCACAGGCGACUCCAGUCAUGAGCACAAGAUAGUAAAAGACUGUCCGGGUCUUGUUUUCACUGUUAAGUGUGUUUGUUAGGGACCGUGCAAUCACAUGCGCUGGGGAAUAAAAGAUAAUUGAUGUUUACGCUCAUCCUGCGUUCACAGCUCCUCGUGUGAGUGUGUGUGUGUGUGUGUGAGAGAGAGAGAGAGAGAGAGAGAGAGAGAGCGCCACCGUGCGGAUCGUUUUAACUGAGUUACAAGCUGUUGAGUUGGCUGUUAUUUUACGAUGUCAACAACACUUGCAACCCUUUCAUGACAGCACUACAGCCGAGGUAGAAAGUACAUUUACUUGAAAAGGUUACAAGAUCAAAACACAGUUUUGCGGUACUUUGCUUAGCCACUUUUGCUACUUUUUACAAUUUAGACGGGGAUUUUAAGUACAUUUUGCUGAUAAUAAUACUUGAUUGCAGAAAAAGAGAGUAUAUUUUAUACACAAAGUAGUACUUUUACUGCAGUGUGAAAAAUAUAUAAGAGCUGAAUGCAUCACAGGGAGUCAUUUGAUUCAAUGGCAGUAUAUAAAAAUAUACCUUAUCAGAGCUUUAAUGCCUUGCAGAUGUGAGCUGCAGACAUCACCUUGGGUUCUGGUAAAAACUGGUGGAGAUUUAACAUUUAAUAACAUUUUGUAAGACGAUAAAAUAGUUAAAAAGGUAGAUUCACGGAUAAUAAAGACAAUAGAUGAAUAUGAAUGGUUGCAGGAUGCAGAUGUCUCUCAGCGCAGGCGCGGUUCAUUGUGUUGCAUCAGGCGGAAGAAACAAUCCCACUUUUGCGCCAAUGAGCUGCGAGAGGAGGCUACGCGGAUUGUUACAGAGUUACCGUAUUUAACGAUCAUUUAUACGUUUUCAUGUUCAAUAUAUAGCCUAGUGUCGGCCCCAGAUUAUCUGGUAUGUUGCGGUUCACUUAAUAAAUAGAAAAAGUAGAAUAAUUUCGCUCGCGACGUAGUUGAUAAAAGUGACAGUCUAAACCACAGCCGCACGUGCUCCUCGCCUCUGACAACGGACGCAGACUAAAAACGUUUAUUGUCGACUUUCUCGGUUUCCUGUCAUCUCCCACGUUUCCUCUACCUCUUCGUUGACGACAUUUGCUGGUGUUCAGAUGGAGAAGCAGCCACUGCCAACUGAAGAUGAUAAGACAGAAACCACAGAGUCAGAGGUCAACGGCUAUGCUGGUGGGGAGAGCCAGGAGGCCUCGUCCGAGCCUGUCGCUCGAGCGGGAUGGAACAGUAAAAUAGAAUACUUUUUGGCUCAGGUGGGAUUCAGCGUCGGGCUCGGCAACGUCUGGAGAUUUCCAUAUUUGUGCCAUCAGAAUGGAGGAGGAGCUUUCCUCCUCCUGUAUGUGCUGCUGAUGAUGAUCGUGGGUAUUCCUUUGUUCUUCCUGGAGCUGGCAGCGGGUCAGGCCAUUCGACAGGGCAGCAUCGGGGUGUGGAGGUACAUUUCCCCCAGGCUGGCAGGGAUCGGCUACUCCAGCUGUGUGGUGUGUUUCUUUGUGGCUCUCUACUACAAUGUGAUCCUUGCAUGGAGUCUUUUCUAUCUUGGUCACUCAUUCCAGUACCCUUUACCUUGGAACCAGUGUCCGGAAUACAGGAAUGUAACAGUAAAAGAAUGUGAAAAGAGCUCCCCCACAUCGUACUUCUGGUACCGCAAAGCUUUGGAUAUCACAGACUCCAUUGACGACACAGGCUCUUUUAACCCUUACAUCGUCUGCUGUCUCCUGGUGGCCUGGACCAUCGUGUGCCUGGGAAUGUUCAAGGGUAUCAAGACCUCUGUCAAGGUGAUGUAUUUCUCCUCCAUCUUCCCCUAUGUGGUUCUGUUCUGCUUCCUUGUCCGAGGGCUCCUGCUGGAUGGGGCCUUAGAAGGAAUCACCUACAUGUUCUACCCAAAGCUGGAAAUUUGGGGAGACAUUCAGGUGUGGCGUCAGGCAGCCACACAAGUUUUCUUCGCCUUGGGUCUUGGCUUCGGGUCAAUCAUCGCCUAUUCUUCCUAUAAUCCCAAGAAUAACAACUGUCACCGUGAUGCCUUCACUGUCUCCUCUAUAAACUUCCUCACAUCUGUGCUGGCCACUCUGGUGGUGUUUGCUGUGCUCGGCUUCCGCGCCAAAGGCAAAGUCACAGAAUGCGUAGUCAGUAAUUUGAAGGAGCUAUCAGAGCUGGUUAGCAGCGGAAAUUUGCCCGAUUCCCUGUUGCCAAACUUCAGGUACACUGAUGAUCCCAGCUCUGUGGAUUUACAGGCCUAUAGGUCCUGGUUUCAACAGCAUGGAAAUAACAUCACUGGCAAUUUAACAGAUUGUGACCUUGAAAAAGAGAUGCAGAAGGGUGUGGAGGGCACAGGUCUAGCUUUUAUUGCCUUCACAGAGGCCAUGUCACUUCUGCCUGGAAGCCCUUUCUGGUCAGCACUCUUCUUCCUCAUGCUGCUCAACUUGGGACUCAGCACCAUGUUUGGUCACAUGGAAGGCAUCCUCGCCCCUCUCACCGACCGCUUCAAAACUCUGGCCAGGAACAAGAUCAAACUCACAAUUUUCAGCUGCAUUAUCGGCUUUCUGAUUGGCCUGCUCUUCACCCAGCGCAGUGGGAACUACUUUGUGACGAUGUUCGAUGAUUACUCUGCCACACUGCCCCUCAUUAUUGUGGUGGUCUUUGAGACCUUCAGUGUGUCCUGGCUGUAUGGAGCAGAUAGGUUCCUUGACGACAUUGAGGCAAUGUUGGGCUGGCGUCCCAGUGUAAUUUAUAAGUAUCUGUGGAAAUACAUCUGCCUGCUUGCUAUGCUGGGGCUUCUGGGAGCCACCGCCAUUCGCAUGUUCAUCACACGACCAACUUAUAUGGCAUGGAACCGAGAGAAGGCCUCUGAGGAGCACCUGGAGUACCCUGGCUGGGCUCUGGCUGUUCUGGCUUUACUCAUCAUAUUUGCCAUGAUGCCCGUCCCAGUGGCCUUGAUCCACGCUGUUCUGAAGGAAAGGACAAAGCAAACAUCCAGAGACACAGAGACUGGUCAGUACAGUAUCGUUAGCACUGAUGACAAGUGUGAAACUCCCAUGACUGACAUGUCAGAACUGGGCCAAAGGAAUGGGACUUGUGCUUCCCUUUCCUAAACAUUGGACUUGUAAAAUGUCUGUGGUCUGUGACCUGCAGUACCCAGUCAGAAUUUCAGUGGGCCAUUUUGUAUCUCUCCUCACUGCUGCUAUGGCACAGAGAUAAGCUGCAGUGUGUAAGAAAAGAUUCCUUAUUUUAAUAUUUAAAAACUUUUUUUUAUAUACUUAAAUGAAGUCCAAACGUAUCCAAAGGAUAUCACUUUUUUAAAAAUACUACUGUUCCAACAACUCCAGUGUGUAACAUGAAAAAGACUGGAACAAAUAAUUUAUUGCCGUAUGGUAAGUAAAAAGUGGAACUUCUAACAACUGCUGAGAGAGUUGUUGUCCAAAUGAGCAAAAUCAGUAUUUUAGUUUUCAGUAUAAGCCAUAGACAUCACAUCACAUUGUUCUAUAUUUCAAUUCACUUCACAUUUAUCAAAAAUAACCAACUGUUUUUUCAUUUCAUUAUUUCUACUUUGACUGUGAAUGUCCCAAAAAUCUGUUUUCCCAAACCAGCAACCUUAUACUUUUCAUUUUGUUGUCAAAAGAAUCACAACCUGCCACUGUCAAAAAUGUCCUCUGCAUGUGGACUCUAUCAAGCUCUUAUGUGUCCAUUUGUUUUUCUUUUUAACCUUAAUUGACUCUCUAAUUUUUGCAGCACCGUAAAUUAAGAUAACUACAAGUGCUGCUUUUUAUUGUCAGUUAGGAGUUGAGUCGAGCUGAGUUACAAGAAAAAAAAUGGUGAACCUGGAUUUAAACAGAACAAGUUUGGCAUCACUGUAUCUGUGCAGUAUGUACAGUGCAUGUGUCACUGCUCAGAUGCUGUUUAGUCCAACACUGCACCGGUGUUACUUAAGUCCAGGAAUAAUCAGGAUGGCCAGAGAGUGAGGGGAAGAUUCUGUUUAAGGAAAUGGACCAUCAUACUAUGCUACAUAUUUUCCUCAAAGCUAAGAAAUUACCGUAUACUACUGCUGCUACUAAGACUGUCAGACUGUUACACCAGGAAAGAGUUAAUUCAGUUAUGCUGAAUCAAAGUACAGACAUUAGCUACAGUAUUAUGCUAUUCACUACACAGAAGCCAUGUAACCAUGUUUACACCUCAACAGAGUCCUGAUUCACUGUGUUGGCUCUACAGUUUCAUAUUAUACCGUUCAUAUUCAGGUGAAUCAUGUAGCUACACAUGUAUGUUUCUCUGUUCAAACCAACUUGAAAUCCAACAGCUGAUUUAUAGUAUUUGAGCAUUCGGUUUGGUUUUACAAUUAUUGUCAUUUUAACAUCACUCUUGUCUUGUAAUUUCUAAAAGAUAUCAAGUUAGAUUGAAAAUUGUGAUCAUUCUGUCAUGUCCAUUUCUGUGAUUUAAGACCUUAGCAAAAAACAAAUCAUCAGCACUACAGUGUUGUAAAGAAUAGUAGCACAAGGAUUUUUUUUAUUACUUUUUUUUUUUCCUGAACCGGUUGGUCAAGAGACAGCAUGGUACAAACACUGAGGGGAAACUAAAAUUUGGAAUGUAAAUAUGUAUAUGAUGCAUGUAAAAACUCUUCAGGAUCAAAUGUUAUAGAAAAUUUGUGGGACUAUUUCAUUAUUUGUAAAUCAAAUUUGCAUGUUUGUUUGUUUGUUUUUUUUUUUUUAAGCUUGGUUAUAGGAGGAAACUAGAUUAUUUUUUAUUUCAAAAGGCUGUACAAAAACACUGCCCAGACAAAGUAAGAUGUAACUGCAACUACAUAUCGUGUAAUUAAGAUGUAGAUAUUGGAAAAUUCUUUUCUAGACUUGAGUCCAUGAUCAUCAUGGUUUUGUGUUUAAGUAGCCAUUUUUCUGAAGGUGCUGGGCUUUUUACAUUUUCAGUGGUUUACAAUCAAAAUGAACUGACUUUAUGACCUUAUGACCUUGAGUGCUGGUCAAUGUACCUGUAUCAACUCUAAGUGCCUUCAGAUUUAAUGAGGCUGAUUGAACAAAAUGUUAAAAGCAUUCCAGCAUAUGUAUAUUUUCUAAAAAAUGUUGGUAGAGUCACUUGUCAGUUGUGUAUGUAGUUUGUCUGUAUAAAAAUUAAUUUUUAAGGAAAUGUAAUAUAAUACCACUGUUAUGUAAUAUAUUGCCAUGCUUUUAUUAAACAUUUUCAGCACAGUAA